Messenger RNA from Symbiodinium pilosum, 543 nucleotides. The record is from the annotation of a GenBank genome assembly. Lineage: Eukaryota; Dinophyceae; Suessiales; Symbiodiniaceae.
AUGGCAAAGGUCGAGGUUCGGCCAGCACCCGGGCAAAAGCGCCCCAGGGAUGACGAUGAGGUUGAGGUGAUUGAGGCGGCACCAGUGGAUCUCAACUUUGAGGCUCCCGAUGCUUCAGACGAGGAGGACAACGUUAGAGUGGUCCUCUGCGAGUCGGGGCCCCGAAGCGGCGGAAUGGCUUACUAUCUGGGCAGGCAGUGGGAGCGUGGUGCAGUGCACGGCGAGGGCACCCUUGAUGGAGAACCCGAUGCUGCGCAGGCGGCUGCGUUGGCUGUGGUCGCACCGGACAACCAGGCCGAACUGGUGGAACAGGACGAGGAUUUAGAAUCCACGAUGGCCAAGAUCUCUUUCCAGAUGGAUGAGGCCGAGCUGGCUGACACUCCUUGGCGACGUGCGGGCACCAACCUCUCUGACUACUUCAACUUCGGCAUGAGCGAAGACGAGUUCAAGGCGUAUGUUAUGCGGCGCGGCGUCCGGGUGCGGCUGGAGGCGAAAGGUCGGCGGAAGAUCGAACGCCUUGAGGGAGGGCGGCGGCAGAACUGA